AUGCCGCCUGCUACUAUUCAUGCCGCGCCUGCCCUUGAUUCCUAUACAGCAAUCGCAGACCACCAGGCACAAACACCCACGAGCUUCUUUGGCGCAAAGCCAGUCCUACAUUAUCAUGCUACGGGUGUUCGCGCCUUAGCAGCACGAUCGCAGCUUUCAAAGUUGCCGGUAUUUUCAGCGGUCCCAGCGGAUGGAGGAGAGGCUGAGGCACAGGCAAACAGCGUGGAAGCAGUAGACGUCUUUGUUAGUUCAGAGAACCUCAUCUUGUUCAACCCUGCGACUUCUAAAGGUGUCUCAAUCCCCUACCCCACCAUUUCACUCCACGCAAUUCAAACACUCGACGAUCCUACCGACUCGAGUCGACAAAUACGAGGCUUAUAUAUGCAAUUGGAGCUGUCAGAUCCGUAUGCAGCCAGUGAAGAAGAUGAGGAUAUGGAUAUUGUUGAGUUGACCCUCAUCCCACCGCCUUCAUCAGCAGAGAGUGAAAAGCCAGCAAUACAGACUCUAUUUGAAGCGGUCUCAAACUGCUCGAACCUUCAUCCAGACCCCUCAUUCGAGGAGGACGAAGAGAUGGGAGAUGGCGAUGGUGACAGCAGGAUAGUUUUCGAGGGCAAUGUGGGCUAUGAGGGAAUGAGUGGUCUACCUGGUGUCCAGGCUGGCGCUGCUGAUGGUGGGCUACCUCCGCCUUUUCCUGGCAGCGGAGGAUGGAUCACUGCGGAGAACGUUUCAGAGUAUUUCAAUGAAGAUGGGAGUUGGAUUGGAGGAGAGACUGGUGAGAAUUUGGGAGAAGGCGCUGGCAGAGUCCGCACUCAUGAUGAAGUCGAUGGAAAUGGCAUGAACGGACAUGGGGAAUUAUUAGAUACCGACGAAAAUAAACGACCCAGAACGGACUGA
Molecule: messenger RNA, 894 nt
Organism: Lachnellula hyalina
Lineage: Eukaryota; Fungi; Ascomycota; Leotiomycetes; Helotiales; Lachnaceae
Exons: 2
Coding region: 1-894 (297 amino acids)
Biological process (GO): mRNA cis splicing, via spliceosome
Cellular component (GO): cytosol; spliceosomal complex
Source: RefSeq, a predicted model, not a curated record